This is a messenger RNA of Trichomycterus rosablanca, 1077 nucleotides long. It is a transcript of the gene lmx1a, whose product is annotated as LIM homeobox transcription factor 1, alpha. Gene Ontology annotation, biological process: regulation of transcription by RNA polymerase II; neuron differentiation. Gene Ontology annotation, cellular component: nucleus. The record is from RefSeq and is a predicted model, not a curated record. Gene Ontology annotation, molecular function: DNA-binding transcription factor activity, RNA polymerase II-specific; RNA polymerase II transcription regulatory region sequence-specific DNA binding. The coding region runs from base 1 to 1077 and encodes 358 amino acids. The transcript has 8 exons. Lineage: Eukaryota; Metazoa; Chordata; Actinopteri; Siluriformes; Trichomycteridae.
AUGCCGAAUGUCAAACGAAUGUUGAAUAUUAAACUAAUGGGCAUGAAAGGCGGGCGCGCUCCUGUGUGUGAAGGCUGUCACACUCGCAUCAAUGAGCGCUACCUGCUGCGCGUGCACGACUCUCUGUGGCACGAGCGCUGUGUGAAAUGUGCUGCCUGUGCUGAACCGCUGCGCAGCUCCUGCUUCCUGCGCGACUCCAAACUCUUCUGCAAACUCCACUACCGGCAACUGUUCUCAGUGCGCUGCAGGGCUUGCUCCGAGGGCAUCUCCCCAACCGAGCUGGUGAUGCGAGCAGGUGCCACAGUUUUCCACCUGCACUGUUUCUGCUGCUCAGUAUGUGAGUGCAGGCUGCAGAAGGGAGAUCAUUGUGUGCUGGCAGGGGACAAGCUGUACUGCACACAACACUACCAGCACACACUAAGCAGCCCUGCCACCACAGACUCAGGGCAAAGUGAGGAUGGAGAUGAUGAAGAGGAUGAUAGCAGCAUCAAGAUGGCAGAAGACAGUAACCCUCCUGGAGAAGGAGACCCAAAAAGGCCAAAGCGACCACGUACCAUUCUCACCACACAGCAGCGACGGGCAUUCAAGGCCUCAUUUGAAGUUUCAUCUAAGCCCUGCAGAAAAGUAAGAGAGACCUUGGCAGCAGAGACGGGCUUGAGUGUACGAGUUGUCCAGGUCUGGUUCCAGAACCAAAGAGCCAAGAUGAAAAAGCUUGCCAGGCGACAGCAGCAACAGCAGCAGCAGUGCCAGUCGCCAAAGGAGAAGAGAGACUGUCAAUCACAUGCUAAUGCGCCCUCUGGUGGAGAAUUUGCCGAAGAGCUAGAGAGCAUGAACACGUACUUACCUGUAGCUCAGCAACAGGAAACCCUCAGCUUUAAUGUGGACUUCAGACAAGGCCUUACACCUCCACAGAUGCCUGGUGAUCACAUGAACCCAUACGAGGCCUUCUACAGUGACAGAGAGGGCGACCAGCUCUGCUACCUUGGGAACAGUCUGUGCUUUGGGGAUGCAUCUGUCCUGACACCUAUUGACCGGCUAUAUUCCAUGCAGGAUUCGUAUUUUGCCUCCUGUGUAUAA